This is a messenger RNA of Mobula hypostoma (lesser devil ray), 4522 nucleotides long. Its product is annotated as zinc finger protein 850-like. The transcript has 4 exons. The record is from RefSeq and is a predicted model, not a curated record. Bases 719 to 3043 code for a protein of 774 amino acids. NCBI's taxonomy places the organism in Eukaryota, Metazoa, Chordata, Chondrichthyes, Myliobatiformes, Myliobatidae.
GUGUUGGAAAUUUAGCCGUCGCUGAAGCACCGAUCAAAUGCGCAGGCGUCAGGGUUGCAGAUUUUCCUGAAUAUCACGCAUGCGCGCGAUAUACAAAGGCCUCCGGAGGAUCGGCAAGAGGAGUUGGACACAGAGUCUAUAGAAGUGAGGCAAAGCAGCAUCAACUUCAUGGACCCUGUACAGAUUACAGAGGUGGAGGUGUUUCCCGUCUUAAGGCAAAUUAGCGUGGAUAAAUUCCCAGGGCUUGACAAGUUGUUCCCUGGGACCCUGCAGAAGACAAGUGCAGAAAUCGUCAGGGCCCAAGCACAGUGUGAUGUCAGAUCACAUCUUGGUGACUAAAGUGAUCUCAUCUGAAAUGUUGUCCUUCACCCACUGAUGUAUUUUGUAAAUCUUUUCACAGGUUAAGAACGGCAAGGAAUUUGUCUCCCAGAAUCUCAGAGACAACACGCCAGUGUUGCCCUUCUUGUCCAUUAAGAAGUGGAUCGAGGGAUUCACUCAGUCAUCCUUCCUGCUCACACUGUUGGAAUGGAUUCACUCAGUCAUGUGAACUGAAAGUCCAUCAGCAUUUCCACACUGGGACAAGGCCACUCACUGAUCUGUAUGUGGGAAGGGAAUUAGUCAGUCAUCCUACCUGCGGACACAUCAGUCAGUUCACACUGGGCAGAGGCUGGCCACCUGCUGAAUCUGUGGGGAAGGAUUCACUCGAUCAUCUGACCUAAUGGCUCACCAGCGAAUUCACACCGGGGAACGGCCAUUCACCUGCUUGGACUGUGGGAAGGGAUUCACUCGCUCAUCAAACCUACUAGCACACCAAACAGUUCACACUGGGGAGAGGCCGUUCACCUGCUCAGAAUGUGGGAAGGGAUUCGCUCGCUCAUCCAAUCUGCAGGCACACCAGGCAGUUCACACAGGGGAGAAGCCGUUUACCUGCUCAGACUGUGGGAAAGGAUUUAUUCUGUCAUCUCAACUGAAGGUACAUCAGCGAGUUCACACUGGGGAGAGGCCAUUCACCUGCUCAGACUGUGGGAAGGGAUUCAUUCUGUCAUCUCAACUGAAGGUACAUCGGCAAAUUCACACUGGGGAGAGGCCAUUCACCUGUUCAGACUGUGGGAAGGGAUUCACUCGGUUAUGUCAACUGAAGGUACAUCAGCGCAUUCACACUGGGGAGAAGCCUUUCACCUGCUCAGAGUGUGGGAAAGGAUUCACUCAGUCAUCCCACCUACAGGCACACCAGUCAGUUCACACUGGGAAAUGGCCGUACACCUGCUCAGACUGUGGGAAAGGAUUCACUAGGUCAUCUGGCCUAAAAACACACCAAUCAGUUCACACUGGAGUGUGGCCAUUCACCUGCUCAGAAUGUGGGAAGGGAUUCUCUCAAUCAUCCAACCUUCUGGCUCACCAGUCAGUUCACACCAGGGAGAGGCCAUUUACCUGCUCAGACUGUGGGAUGGGAUUUACUUCGUCAUCUCACCUACUGAGACACCAGUCAGUUCACACGGGGGAGAGGCCGUUCACCUGCUCGGAUUGUGGGAAGACAUUCACUCAGUUCUCCAGCCUACAGACACACCAGACAGCCCACACUGGAAAGAAGCCAUUCACCUGCUCAGACUGUGGAAGAGGAUUCACUCAGUCAUCCACCCUACAGAGACACCAGUCAGUUCACACAGGGGAGUGGCCGUUCACCUGCUCAGACUGUGGGAAGGGAUUCAUUGGGAGAUUUCAACUAAAGGUUCAUCGAAGAGUUCACACUGGGGAGAGGCCAUUCACCUGCUUAGACUGUGGGAAGGGAUUCACACAGUUAGCUAGCCUACAAGCACACCAGUCAGUUCACUCUGGGGAGAAGCCAUUUACCUGCUCGGACUGUGGGAAGAGAUUCACUCAGUCAUCUCAACUGAAGGUACAUCAGCAAGUUCACACUGGGGAGAGGCUGUUCACCUGCUCAGACUGUGGGAAGGGAUUCACUUUGUCAUCUCACCUACUGACACAUCAGUCAGUUCACACUGGGGAGAGGCUGUUCACCUGCUCAGAUUGUGGGAAGAGAUUCACUCAGUUAUCCAGCCUGCAGACACACCUGGCAUCCCACACAGGGAAAUGGCUGUUCAACUGCCCAGACUGUGGGAAAGGAUUCAAUCACCCAUCCACCCUCCAGAGACACCAGUCAGUCCACUCUGGAGUAUGGCCAUUCACAUGCUCAGACUGUGGGAAGGGAUUCACUCGGUCAUUUCAACUGAAGGUACAUCAGAGAGUUCACACUGGGGAGAGGCCAUUCACCUGUUCAUUGUGUGGGAAGGGAUUCACACAGUUAGCUAGCCUACAAGCACACCAGUCAGUUCACACUGGGGAGAAGCCAUUUACCUGCUUAGACUGUGGGAAAGGAUUCACUCAAUCAUGCCACCUGAAGCUACAUCAGCGAGUUCACACUGGGGAGAGGCCAUUCAUCUGCUCAGAGUGUGGGAAGGGAUUCACUCGGUCAUCUGACCUAUUGGCACACCAGAGAGUUCACACUGGGGAGAGGCCGUUCACAUGCUCAGUCUGUGGGAAGGGAUUCAGUCAGGCAUCAAACCUGCAAGAGCACCAGAGAAUUCACACUGGGGAGCGGCCGUUCACCUGCUUGGACUGUGGGAAGGGAUUCACUUGCUUAUCCCAACUGAAGGUACAUCACAGAGUUCACACUGGGGAGAGGCCAUUCACCUGCUCAGACUGUGGGAAAGGAUUCAAUUCAUCAUCCCAACUGAAGGUGCAUCAGAGAGUUCACACUGGGGAGAGGCCGUUCACCUGCUCAGACUGUGGGAAGGGAUUCAUGCAGUCAUCCGAACUAAAGGUACAUCAGCGAGUACAUACCGGAGAGAGGCCGUUCACCUGCUCAAUCUGUGGGAAGGGAUUCACUUUGUCAUCUAAACUGAAGAUUAAACAAGAUUGGGAGAAGGAACUCAAUUUAUCUUUUAUGACGGAGGAUUGGACACGGAUUCUGAAGCUGAACUUUUCUUCAAUAUGCGCUCGUCAUUCACUAUUCAAUUUAAAAUUGUACAUCAUUACCCUUUGACGAAGGAGAGACUGUCUAAAAUAUUUCCUAAUGUUGAUAGUUAUUGUGAUAGAUGUAAAACUGAGACAGCUAUGCUGACACACGUGUUUUGCUCUUGUUCUAUACAGGAACAGUUCUGGAAGUCAGUUUUUUCGACAAUUUCUAAAGCACUUUAAAUUAAUUUACAACUUAACAAAUUAACUGUGCUUUUUGGAAUAAUUCCUCAAAAUAUCCGUGGUAUCUCUAUAUCUGACCAACAUGUUAUUGCAUUUGUUACAUUGAUAGCUGGGAGGGCCAUUUUGUUGAAGUGGAAGGAUACAUCAGCUCCCACUUUGUCACAAUGGUUCUCUCAAGUGAUGCUAUGUCUUAGUUUGGAGAAAAUUAGAAGUUGAACCUUUGAACCUUUAUUUGAUUUUGAGAAAAGAUGGGAUUCAUUUGCUCGUUAUUAUCAUUUGAGUUAAUUGGUAGAUUUCCUCCACGAUCUAAUUGUAAAAUUUGGUAUAUAUUUUUUUUUCUUGCUGGCGGAUUGCUGUUUAUUUUUAGAAGCUAUUUGUAUGACGCAUGGCUCCGGGUUGUACACCUAAUGGGGUUUCCCCCCACUUUUUCCUGCUGAGUAGGGUUUCUAUUUAUUAUCAACAACAUUUUUCAAUCUAGAAAAUAAUGUUUUUUUCCUUGAGACAUUGUAAGUGUUGCUUACUUUGAUGUACUCGUGUUAUUUUUGAAUAAUAUAAUAAUAAUAAACAGAUUUGAAAAGAAAGAAAGAAACUGCCGAGAUACAGUCGGCUAAGAACCAAGUGCUGAUAAAUGGGACCAGUGUAGAAUUGAUGAAGUUCCUGUCUCUUCUUCCAUUAAUGUUGCCUUCUUAUGGCAAAAGUAACCCUCUCACUGUGUCAGAAUCAGUGUUUAAAUCCGGCCCCAGACGCUGUGCUUUCAUCCCUGCACAUUAUAACUUGAACCAUCUCACUGAGGGUCUGAUGGAGACACAACCCCCGCCCUCUGCACAUGUGAUCACAUCUCCCCUGCUUCUGACAUUUCAAAUACCCUCAGAAUGGUUUUCUGAUUCAGUCUGAAGGUUAUGGUACAUUCAGCUCAUCGUCAGACCUGACAAACCAUGUCUUCCCACAGCUGGUUCCACCUGUUGGUGUGUCCUCUUUCCUCCACCUCCAGGGAAGCUGCAUCUCCACACAAACCCCUCACUUGAGACGACUGUCUGUACCCGUGACACAGGAAAUCACAUCACUGUCACUCUCCUGAUACCAUCCGGGAAGCGGUACCGCAACAUAAAAGCCAGGACCAACAGGCUCCGGGACAGCUUCUUCCACCAGGCCAUCAGACUGAUGAACUCACGCUGAUUUGAGUGUACUCUAUAUUACAUUGUCUGUUUUAUUUAUUAUAAACUAUUAUAAAUUACUAUGAUUGCACGUUGCAUAUUUAAAUGGAGACGUAAUGUGAAGAUCUUUACUCCUGAUGGAUGUAAGAAAUAAAGUCAAUUCAAUUCAA